AUGCAUCUAGAGGAGCACAUUAGUAGUAAAACCGACGGUAUAAAGCCACAGGAAAUAGACUGGGUUCUAACGGUACCAGCUAUCUGGUCAGAUACAGCCAAACAAUUUAUGAGGGAGGCUGCUAAUAAUGGAGGGAUUCCUAACAGUCGUCUCAUCUUGGCGUUAGAACCAGAAGCUGCAUCCAUCUACUGUAAAAACCUACUUGUAGACAGAACCAUAAGUUCUGGUGGCAGAUCUACACUGGCUGCUUUUGCUGCUGGUACAAAAUAUCUUAUAUUGGAUGCUGGAGAUGGUACAACUGACAUCACUGUACAAGAAAUCAAACCAGAUGGUUAUAUCAAACAGAUUUUUAUAGUUCGUGGAGAUUGGGGUGGAGUAAAAGUCGACCAAGCGUUUGACGAAUUUAUGUUAGAUAUUGUCGGAAUGGAAACGAUGGACAAGUUUCGGAAUGAGAACAAGGCCGAAUAUUUAAGCCUAUGUAGGGAGUUCGAGGUAAAAAGGCGCGGCAUUCGUCCAGACAGUACAGCAAAAAUUACACUUCGAAUUCCUUUAGUUUUAAGUGAACAAUUCCAUGGGGUAAAAGGUGUUUCUUUGAAAGAUUCUACGAAAUCAAGCAAAUCAAUGGAAUGGGUGGGUGAUAAACUACGCAUUGAUCCAGAUAUUUUUAAAGACUUCUUUAGUAAAUCUUGCCGCCAAAUUACGCAUCAUCUCAAUAGUAUAUUCCAGGAACCAGCAGUUGUUGACACUGACAUAAUUCUUAUGGUGGGUGACUUCUCCGAAACCAAAAUGCUUCAGGCAGCAAUUAAGUCUGCAUAUCAUAAAAAACUAGUGAUAAUUCCGGAGGAGCCCGGACUUGCAGUGCUAAAGGGAGCCGUUCAAUUUGGGUUUAAUCCUAAAAUUAUUAAUCCCAGGAUAAGUCGAUUCACUUAUGGUAUAAGUACAAUCAAACGGUCCCUUCCCCAUAUCGACCCUGAGAACAACAAAAAAACUGGUCAAUGA
Molecule: messenger RNA, 999 nt
Organism: Mytilus trossulus (common blue mussel)
Lineage: Eukaryota; Metazoa; Mollusca; Bivalvia; Mytilida; Mytilidae
Product: heat shock 70 kDa protein 12A-like
Exons: 3
Coding region: 1-999 (332 amino acids)
Source: RefSeq, a predicted model, not a curated record